Epinephelus fuscoguttatus (brown-marbled grouper) is the source of this 1570-nucleotide messenger RNA. It is a transcript of the gene th2, whose product is annotated as tyrosine hydroxylase 2. Bases 1 to 1425 code for a protein of 474 amino acids. Gene Ontology annotation, molecular function: tyrosine 3-monooxygenase activity; iron ion binding. NCBI's taxonomy places the organism in Eukaryota, Metazoa, Chordata, Actinopteri, Perciformes, Serranidae. The record is from RefSeq and is a predicted model, not a curated record. The transcript has 12 exons. Gene Ontology annotation, biological process: dopamine biosynthetic process from tyrosine. Gene Ontology annotation, cellular component: perikaryon; cytoplasm; axon.
AUGAAGACGGAGAGCGGGGUGCAGACGGCGCCGUUCAGCGGGAGGAAGCAGAGUCUGAUCGAGGAUGCUCGCAGGGAGCGCAGCAGCUCCGCGGGCUCUCCGGGGCCCCCGGGGCCCUCCAGGUACGGAGACAGCUUCGUGUUCGAGGAGAAGGACGGCAGGGUGACUCUGAACGUCCUGUUCACACUCAGCAAUGAGAAAAACGCAGGUUUCUUCAAAACGGGAAAAAUAUUCGAGACGUUUGAAGCCAAACUUCUCCACAUUGAAAGCCGCCCAGGCAGGAAGUCAAAGAACAGCACGACAGACCUGGAGUUCUUCAUGAAGUGUGAAGUUCACAGCUCUGACCUGGACGUGUUCAUCAACUCACUGAAGAGAGUGGUUGACGACGUUCGCUCCAUACCAGAGGAAAAAGUUCCCUGGUUCCCCCGACAGAUAAAAGACCUCGACAGAUGCAACAUGUUAAUAACCAAAUUUGAUCCGGACAUGGACCAGGAUCAUCCAGGAUACAGUGAUCCAGAAUACAGAAAAAGAAGAGCCUUCAUCUCUGAGCUCGCCUUCAGAUACAAACAGGGGGACCCGCUGCCCACUGUGGAGUACACAGCAGAGGAAGUGUCCACAUGGAGGGAGGUUUACAGGCAGCUGCGGAGUAUUUACCCUCGUCUGGCCUGCAGGCAGUUCCUGGACGGGCUGCAGCAGCUGGAGAGGGAGUGUGGCUACGGAGAGGACCGCAUCCCUCAGCUCAGAGAGGUCUCUGCCUUCCUGAAAGAGAAAACUGGUUUCCAGUUGCGACCAGUCGCCGGCCUGCUGUCAGCCAGAGACUUCCUCAACAGUUUGGCUUUCAGGGUGUUUCAGUGCACACAGUACAUCCGUCACUCCUCUGCGCCCAUGCACUCCCCUGAGCCGGACUGCUGCCAUGAACUGCUCGGACAUAUUCCCAUGCUGGCAGAUAAAGAGUUUGCCCAGUUUUCACAGGAGAUUGGACUGGCCUCACUCGGAGCUUCAGAUGAAGACAUCGAGAAACUGUCAACGUUAUACUGGUUCACUGUGGAGUUCGGCCUCUGCAAGCAGAACGGCACAGUAAAAGCUUACGGCGCCGGCCUCCUGUCAUCUUACGGAGAGCUUGUUUAUGCUCUGUCCAAUGAGCCAGAAUACAGGCCGUUUAACCCCGAGGAGACGGCGGUGCAGCCGUAUCAGGACCAGACCUACCAGCCUGUUUACUUUGUGUCUGAGAGCUUUGAGGAUGCAAAGAUGAAGCUGAGGAGAUACUCUGCAACCAUCAAGCGCCCCUUCACAGUCCGCUACGACCCCUUUACCUGCAGCGUGGAGGUUCUGGAUCAGCCCAGCAAGAUCCAAAACGCCCUGAGCCAGAUGAGAGAAGACCUGAAGACCCUUCACAGCGCUUUGGAGAAGUUCAGCUCAUCUUAAGACCAGGAGCAGACGCUCUACAGAGAGAAGGAAGUCAUAUAGAAAGAGAAGAGGACAAUUGGCCUGUAUAAACACUGUAUAUGAGAUCUACUGUUUGAACAACACCUACAGAACAUCAUAAUGUAGUCGAGUUUGUGACGUUCCA